Molecule: messenger RNA, 2003 nt
Organism: Cannabis sativa
Lineage: Eukaryota; Viridiplantae; Streptophyta; Magnoliopsida; Rosales; Cannabaceae
Product: probable receptor-like protein kinase At1g11050
Exons: 1
Coding region: 1-1842 (613 amino acids)
Biological process (GO): protein phosphorylation
Molecular function (GO): protein kinase activity; ATP binding
Source: RefSeq, a predicted model, not a curated record
AUGGACAAGUCCCUCCUAUUGCUUUCUUUACUAUUCUUUCAGCUAUUUCUCUCAGCUUCUUCUUCUUCCUCCUCUAAAUGCCCCAUGGAUCUCAGCUACGUCAAUACAUUUCCAUGGGACACUUCUUUAUGCCGAGGAACCGUUCACAAAGAUUGCUGUCAGACUCUUUUGAGUCUUUUCGGUAUGGGAAUGGCACAACACCUUAGAGACACUUCCAACUUUCAACUUUCAGAUGCAAACACUUCAUCUUCUUGCUUAUCAGAUUUUGAGUCUCGCCUCUCUGAUUUAUCAGUUAGUCCAUCUUUAGUUAAUCAGUGCUUUAAGAACUCGACCCAGUUCGUGGUCAACCCUUUGGGCUGCGCUGGAAUCACCACAGCUAAAGAUUGGAUCGAGAAGGCCGGUGAAACGACGCCGUUGGACCAAUCUUGCAAAAGGGACCUAACGGGUUUAACUAGAUGUAGUUCCUGUGUUGAUGCCGGAAUGAAGGUGAAUUCAAAGCUUACAGCUUUGGACCCAAAUGGAACCAAGUGUUUUUACUUGACUGUGUUAUAUGCAGCUGGAAUUGUCAGUGAGUUGGGUCCUAAGGAUCCCAGUACAGCUACUUGUAUUCUGGGCUUGCCCUUAUCAAGCUCAGCUACUAGAAAUUCAUCUGACCAAAUAAGCAAGAAAAGCUUAUCGAAAAUCAUUGGAGGGUGUUUGGGAGUUAUCAUUGGUGUCUUACUUGCUGGUGUGUUAAUCAUCUUGUACAGAAGAUGGGAUGGGAAGAGAAAGAAAAAUGCCCAUCAUGAAGAAUUUGUCAGCAGUUUCAGGGAAACUGUUUUGCCUAACUCGGGAGCUAAAUGGUUUCGAUUAUCUGAACUUGAAAAGGCCACAAAUGGGUUUUCUCAACGGAACAUGAUCGGCCAAGGUUCGUACGGUAUUGUAUACAAAGGAACAAUAUCAGAUACCACUCCAGUUGCUGUAAAGCAAAUUUUGGAUUUGGAAUCGAAAGGAGACGAAGAGUUUUGUAACGAAGUAGAGAUCAUUAGCAAAAUACGACACAGAAAUCUUCUUUCACUUCGAGGUUGUUGUGUCACAAGCGAUGAUGUAAACGGUAGAAGAAGGUACUUGGUUUACGACUUCAUGCCUAAUGGUAGUCUAAGUGACCAUUUAUCGAGCACGUGGGGAUCAACAAACAAAGAGAGCAAACUAACUUGGCCUCAGCGGAAGAGUAUAAUCCUCGACGUGGCUAAAGGGCUUGCUUAUUUACAUUACGGAAUCAAACCAGCAAUUUAUCACAGAGACAUAAAGGCCACAAACAUUCUUUUAGACUCAAAUAUGAAAGCAAAAGUUGCAGAUUUCGGGUUAGCGAGGCAGAACAAAGAAGGCCAAUCUCACCUCACCACAAGGGUUGCUGGCACACAUGGCUACUUAGCCCCAGAAUACGCUCUCUACGGUCAAUUGACAGAGAAAAGCGACGUUUACAGCUUUGGAAUAGUGAUUCUUGAAGUUAUGAGCGGAAAGAAAGCUAUAGACACAUCAAACCCAUCAGUGAUUUUGAUUACAGACUGGGCUUGGUCGAUUUUAAAAUCAGGGAAUGUGGAGGAAGUUUUCGAGGAAUCGAUAAGGACGAAUGGCCCUAAAGGGAUUAUGGAGAGGUUUGUUCGUGUUGGAAUUCUCUGUUCUCAUGUUAUGGUGGCCCUUAGACCCACCAUUAACGAAGCUCUGAGGAUGUUGGAAGGUGAUAUUGAUAUUCCUAAACUACCAGAAAGGCCAUUGCCACUCAGUCACGAGUCUUAUAGAUCUUCUUUUGGGUUUACUUCAAUAACGUCAACUGCUUCGAGCACCAGAUCGGCUAUAUAAAAAAGUUCGGAUCUAGUUGACAUAGCUCUUUAAAAUUUCUGAUAUGUUACUAACUAUUUUUUUGUAACUGUUCAAAGAGAUAGAGAAAUCGAUUACAUAUAUAUAGGUCAAUUCUUUAGUCUGCUUUCUAUAAAUCAAUAAAACUAGUAAUCAUCUUCUAA